Messenger RNA from Engraulis encrasicolus (European anchovy), 1886 nucleotides. RefSeq names its product protein NLRC3-like. The record is from RefSeq and is a predicted model, not a curated record. The transcript is spliced from 3 exons. Gene Ontology annotation, biological process: intracellular signal transduction. Bases 171 to 1886 code for a protein of 571 amino acids. Lineage: Eukaryota; Metazoa; Chordata; Actinopteri; Clupeiformes; Engraulidae.
UCGAACCCUCAUCUAAACAAGUCAAACCUAUUGGAAUUGUGCUGACAAAGGGAGUAGCAGGCAUUGGAAAAACAGUCUCUGUGCAGAAGCUCAUUCUGGACUGGGCUGAAGGAACGUCCAAUCAGGAUGUCGACUUCAUAUUUCCUCUUCCUUUUCGCGAGUUGAACCUGAUGAAGGAGAAAUCCAUCAGUCUGCUGGAUCUUGUGAAGCACUUUUUCUCAGACGUGAAGGAUCUAAGAGUCUUCACCAGUUCAGAGAAAAAACACAUGUUCAUCUUUGAUGGUCUGGAUGAAUGUCGACUUCCCCUUAACUUCUCCUUAAACCCAGAGUGUUGUGAUGUGUCAGAGUCAGUCCCAGUUGACGUUCUGCUGACAAACCUCAUCAAGGGGAAUCUGCUUCCGUCUGCUCUCAUCUGGAUCACCACCAGACCAGCAGCAGCUAGUCUAAUCCCUCCUGAGUGUGUGAACCGGGUGACAGAAAUAAGGGGGUUUAACGACCAACAGAAGGAAGAGUACUUCAGGAAGAAGCUCAGUGAUGAGAGCCUGGCCAGCAGAAUCAUUGCUCACCUGAAGUCAUCCAGGAGCCUCUACAUCAUGUGCCACAUUCCAGUGUUCAGCUGGAUUUCAGCUACAGUAGUAGAGAGAACAUCAGAUGGAUCAGGGAGCGUAGAAAUGCCAAGGACUCUCACACAGAUGUACACACACUUCCUGAUCAUUCAAGUUACAAAUAAAAACACAAAGUACACAGAGCUUGAAGGAAGAGAUGAAGAGAUGAUUUUCAAGCUGGGGAAACUGGCUUUCCAGCAGCUGCAGAAGGGAAAUCUGAUCUUCUAUGAUGACGACCUGAGGGAAUGUGGCAUUGAUGUCACUGAAGCAUCGGUGUACUCAGGAGUGUGCACUCAGAUCUUCAAAGAGGAGACUGGGCUUUACCAGGGGAGGGUGUUCAGCUUUGUACAUCUGAGUAUUCAGGAGUUCCUUGCAGCUUUGUAUGUGUUCCUCUGCUUUAGCAACAGCAGGAGAAACAUGUCUGACCAACACCAAAGCUCUCAGCUCUCUGCUCUGUUCAGAGCAGCAACACUUCAAGACCUACAUGAGACUGCAGUGGAUCUGGCUUUAGAGAGUAGGAAUGGACACUUGGACCUUUUCCUCCGCUUCCUUCUGGGCCUCUCCCUGGAGUCCAAUCAGAGCCUUUUAAGACAUCUAAAGGCACACAAUAGCAGCCAAUCACAGAGCUCAGAGCCAACAGUGCAAUUAGUCAAACGUAACAUCAGGGAUCUUAGAGAUCUAGGUGGUGGUGGUGGUGGUGGUGAUGAUGAUGACGACAGGAGGAUCAACCUGUAUUACUGUCUGAAUGAGCUGAAUCAGCAUGCUGUAGUGGAGUACAUUGGCAGGAGCUCAGGAGAGCUGUCUAUAGAGAUGCUCUUACCAGGACAAUGGGAGACAGGGGAGUUUAGGUUUAAGACUUCAGCAGAUUAUCUGAAAAGGUUUGACCAGCAGAAGUACAUCAAGACACCAGAGAUGGACCAGACUGAACUCCUCAGCCCAGAUGACGUUCUUCAGAAGCUGACUGAUGUGUUCACAUCCUCCACCUCAGCACAGCUGGAUGACUUUACCCUGUCAGAGAAGAGCCUUUCCUGUCUUGCCUCUGCCCUGACCUCACACUCAUCACAUCUCACACAACUGACACUGAAGGACAACAGCAGAUCAUCAUCACAUUCCUCGUCAUCACUGCAUGUGUCAUCUUCAGCUGGGUGCCAUCCAGACUGCAAGCCCUGGGAGUUCAGGCUGGAGAGAUGUGAUCUGACAGAGGAGAUCUGCUGCUAUUGUUUGGUGUACUAUGGCUGUUCAGACCAUAAAAAGUCUGGAGACACUGCAGUCACAAAAUGA